GAGUUGAAAAAGUCCGAACACACGAGGAGGUCUCACGGAAUAUACCGCCUCUUGUACACCUCGGUCCUCCACCUAAUUUUGUGAUUUCGACAUGUCUUGGUGGACUGCAUCCAUGGGGAGGACGUGCAGAUGACCUGGGCAAACAGUGGGUGGUGUCAGAGGUCCAACUAGUGCGUUAAAGUGGCUCUGGCCACCGAUUCUUAUGAAGACUUAGAAUAUGAUGUCUUCUCAGAGGCAAAGCUUUGUCAGUGAGAGUGUUACAAACGGCCAGAGAAAAAGGUUUUCGUCAGGUUCCCCGGAUUGUCCUCACUUGCAAAAGAAAAUUUGCCGACAGACAGACAUGAUGGAAAGUCAAAAACUCGCUAAUUUUUCUGUUGCUCCCAAUGGCGUGAGUAAAAACACGGUCCUCGGGAAGAAGCAGGGCACGGAGAAGAAGGUUUUGGCCAUCAAGAAUUUUAAAGUGCACAACCAGCCUGCUGUUGACCAUAUUGCUGAAUCAUGGCGGUUUUUGAGGGAAGCAGUGGUUGCAAUUCAGGAGUCAAGAAAGUUAAGAGACAACCUCACCCAGGAGGAUCUCUAUCGUUAUGUUGACAACCUUAUCACACAACGGCCUCCAGCACUGUUGUAUGCUGACCUUAGAGAUCUGACAGAGAAGCACAUUAAAUCCCGGUUGAAUCAAUUUUUAAGUGGUACUAGUGAUCGCUUGACGUUCUUAAGGCAACUAAAUGACUGCUGGACUCACCACUGUCACCAGAUGAAGAUGGUUUGUAACAUCUUCCUGGCUCUUGACAGAGGUUAUGUACUACAGAAUGCUCAGGUUUCUUCCAUAUGGGACAUGGGAUUGGAAUUGUUCAGGCAACAUAUUUUAGAGGAAGUAGUUGUAGAAAAUCGAUGUGUCGAUGGUUUACUAAUGAUGAUAGAAAAAGAGCGGUCUGGAGAGACUAUUGACAGAUCCCUCGUCAAAUCCCUUCUUAGAAUGCUCUCUUCACUACAAGUGUAUCAUAAAGUUUUUGAAAACAAGUUUUUGGUGGCAACAGAACAACUUUACCUCCGUGAGGGUCAACGACUCACACAAGACCGUGAUGUCCCUCAGUAUCUUCUACAUGUUGACAAGAGACUCACUGAGGAGAAUAACAGAGUCCUUCAUUACUUAGAUAUGUCUACUAAGCGGCAGUUGAUAUACUGCGUGGAGAAACAGCUCCUGAGUGAACACAAAACCAUUCUGCUACAGAAGGGGUUAGACUCACUCUUAGUUCAGAACCGCCGUCACGACCUCUCCCUCCUAUAUAAUCUUUUUGCUCGCAUUAAGGGAGGAUUGGAGGACCUUUGUACCCACUUUAAUGCAUAUAUUAAGUCAUAUGGGAAAACAAUUGUAAUCAACCCUGAAAAAGAUAAGGGAAUGGUACAAGAGCUGUUGGACUUUAAGGACAAGAUGGAUGGUAUCGUCUCAGAAUGUUUCAACUCUUCUGAUAAGUUUGUCUUAGCUCUUAAGGAAGCAUUUGAGCAUUUUAUAAAUCAGAGACUCAACAAACCAGCUGAGUUAAUAGCCAAGUUUGUUGAUGGUAAGCUACGUGCAGGUAACAAAGAAGCAACUGAAGAUGAACUUGAGCGACUCCUAGAUAAGAUUAUGGUUCUUUUUAGAUUUAUUCAUGGGAAAGAUGUAUUUGAAGCUUUUUAUAAGAAAGAUCUUGCUAAGCGAUUGUUAGUGGGCAAAUCUGCCAGUGUAGAUGCAGAAAAGAGUAUGCUGAGUAAACUAAAACAAGAAUGUGGUCCUGGCUUUACUAGCAAAUUAGAAGGCAUGUUUAAAGACAUGGAAUUGUCCAAAGAUAUAAUGUUGGCCUUCAAGCAGAAUUCACAGCUGGGCAGCACACCAAUGGAGCUCAAUGUAAACAUCUUGACAAUGGGUUACUGGCCAAACUACCCAGUAAUGGAAGUCAACAUGCCACCAGAGAUGGUCAAUUACCAACAGAUCUUCACAAAAUUUUACCUAGCUAAACACAGUAAUAGAAAACUGCAGUGGCAGCCAACACUAGGUCACUGUGUUCUUAAGGCAGCAUUUGCUCCAGGGGCAAAGGAGCUCCAGGUAUCACUUUUUCAGGCUCUUGUCCUACUGCUGUUUAAUAAAGCAGACACACUCGCUUUAGCAGAUAUAACGUCUGGAACAAAUAUUGAGGAUGGAGAGCUUCGCCGUACUCUGCAGUCCUUGGCCUGUGGUAAAGCAAGAGUUCUACAGAAGAUGCCACGUAGUAAGGAUGUUAACGAUGAGGAUAAGUUUACCUACAACAAAGACUUUACCAACCAGCUGUUCCGCAUCAGAAUCAAUCAGAUCCAGAUGAAGGAAACGAGUGAAGAGCAGCAACAGACAGAGGAGCGAGUUUUCCAGGAUCGCCAGUACCAGAUUGAUGCAGCCAUUGUUCGUAUCAUGAAGAUGAGGAAAGUUCUGCCUCACAAUCUUCUCAUUACUGAACUUUACAACCAACUGAAAUUCCCUGUUAAGCCUGCUGACCUGAAAAAGAGGAUAGAGUCUCUCAUUGACCGUGACUACAUGGAACGAGACAAGGACAACCCUAAUACCUACAACUAUGUGGCAUAAUUACCACUACAAUGCUUACUCCUGGUAUCCUUGUGAUAUUUCUAUUACACUAUAACUUUAAUUUUUGCCUCUGACAUUCUAAUUGUCGGUGAUAGGAGUUGGGAGCCAUGGAUUGUGAUAUUUACUGUGCAUCACAGAAUGUGACACUUUGUAGACUGUUUAGCUGACAUGUUCCCAAUUGCCAUGAGACUGUUAAAAUCAAUUGCAGCACUUCUUUGCCAUAGAAAAAACUCACUCUCGACAAUGUUGCAAUAUUACUGAAUGGGAGGCCUUUACCCGUCUGCAAAACGUGGUCUUUGAAGCUUCCCACUGCCCCCCAGUGUACAAGUUAGCACAUAUGGUGAAAAGUGAUUGGCCCUUUUUGAGUUAUUUACUGAAGGAACAACAUCAUUAAGUUUGAACUUUUAAGUGAUAAACCCAGUUUUAUGUUUUCUUGAAGGGAAAACACCAUGAAAAAUAAAUUUUUCUUUGGUAUUAUUGGAACAGGACUGCAUUACAUGAUUACAUUAUUAUGUUUCAGUUUCUUAUUACAGAGUAAUUAAGGAUGAAUUCCUUGUAUUUGCUCAUAUUUCUAUGCUCAUUUUGGCCCUAUCCAUAUAGGUUAUCUAAACUUUGAAAUAUGGACUCUGAUGACAGUUCUCUGAAAGUCAAAUAAAAUAUACAAGUACAAUUAAUGCAACAGGAUACAUAAGCAUAAAGCUCCACAACUAUAUAUAAAUCUUUAUAAUGUCAGUGAUGCAGGUAUAUAAAUGCUUAAUCACUGGAUAUAAUUUUUUGAGUUGUAGCAUCUACAUGAAUAAAAUAUUGUACAUGAAAUGUAUGCAGAGGAAGUUAAAUCAGGUAUUAUCUCUUGACCUUCAUAAAUUACUUGUGUGUGCUUAACCAUGGCUGCAUUAUGGUAAUGUAGAUUAUUACAACUUUUUCUAGAUUUCUGUUAUGGCAAAAUAGCUAUUAGACCAUCUUAUACAUUGUUUAAAGUCAGGGUCCAGGUUCUCGGAGUUCAUACAAUGAUAUAUUUCUCAUAAGUGAACAUGUAAGAAUGCACUUAACUGGUUGACAUAAGUUGAAAUACAGAAAUACCCUUUCAACAAAAAUGGCAUUAAAAUUAGUACUUACCUUAACUGGAUACAGUCACUUAGCACCUGUCAAUAGACAAAACUCAUCUGCAGUAGCAUUUCGGUGAUUCUUCGCAUUAAUUUCGCUCCCUGACCACGGCUAAAUGAACAUUUUAAUGCUAUUUGUAGACAGUAUUUUUGUGCCUUAGGUUAGGUGCAUUCUUACACUUUUAUUUAUGAGGAAUAAUCAUCUUACAAACCUCGUGAGAAUCUGGAACUAAGCUUGGCUGCUUCAUCAGAUGUCAGAAAGACCUUAAAACUGAGUCUUAUAUAUCAUGUUGGGACUUCUUGCUAGAAAGAGGGGCAAUAACCUGUUGUGUUUUUGUAGCCCCUGAGUGCUGUGGCCUGGCAGCAUUUCAUCAUAACUCUCCACCCACUCGUACUGCAUUGAAACAACCUUGUGGUGGUUGUGAACCAUCAUUCUCAUCUUGCACCGAUCCAUGGAGUCAUUGACAAUGCUUUAGCCAUCAUUAACCCACUUCCCCCAAUAACAUAAAAGUUUCUUUUCAUUUCCUCUUUGGAUGUCUGGACAGAGGGACUUGUUAAGACUGUUGAACAUGAGUUAUGGUUACAAGUUUAUUUGGGGACCUUAUUAAAUUUAGCCCAUGUGGUGUGCCAUUUGUGUAUUGCAUCCAGAUAGUGCUUUGUGAAUAAUCAGAAAAAAAUGUGUGGUAAUUCGUUUAUUUAUUUAUUUAUUUAUUUUUCAAUUUAGUGAUAAACAUAAUCGCAGUGAAACAUCUGAGUUACUUGGAAUGAAAUAAGGAGUUAUAGAAGUAAAUUAGUGUAUCUCUUCAUUGUGUGUCUUAUGUAUGAUGAUAGCCUGGUUAUUGAAUUGGCUCUCAGCAGCUUUAUGCACUUGUACAAAUUUAAGAUACAGUAGUUUUAGUACCGGUAAUUUAUGUAUCAGCCACAAUCAGUCAGCUACCUAAACAUUUGUGACAUUUCAAAAAGAACUUUGACUUUUUUAUCUUUUAUCUGAUGUUAAGCAGUGGUAAUGAGUAAUUUUAUUACUGCACCUUAAAGGUAAAUUAUAACACUAAAAAUUAAUACAUUUCUAGGUGAGGAGGCUUUGUAACUACAGUAGUAUGUAUGAUAUAUCAAAGAGUGCCUGCAGUACAG
Molecule: messenger RNA, 4827 nt
Organism: Homarus americanus (American lobster)
Lineage: Eukaryota; Metazoa; Arthropoda; Malacostraca; Decapoda; Nephropidae
Gene: Cul4
Product: cullin-4A-like
Exons: 14
Coding region: 218-2593 (791 amino acids)
Biological process (GO): protein ubiquitination; ubiquitin-dependent protein catabolic process; DNA damage response
Cellular component (GO): Cul4-RING E3 ubiquitin ligase complex
Molecular function (GO): ubiquitin protein ligase binding
Source: RefSeq, a predicted model, not a curated record